Messenger RNA from Strongyloides ratti, 669 nucleotides. RefSeq lists its product as hypothetical. The record is from RefSeq and is a predicted model, not a curated record. The transcript has 3 exons. Bases 1 to 669 code for a protein of 222 amino acids. NCBI's taxonomy places the organism in Eukaryota, Metazoa, Nematoda, Chromadorea, Rhabditida, Strongyloididae.
AUGACAAUGGUAAUGUCAGCUGAAUUUAUUUUUGCUAGCCUUAUUCAUUUAGGAUACAAUGGAUAUCUUAUAACUAUUAAAUUUUUUGAUUCAAAAGUACAUCUAAAUACUUGUUCUAAACUUAAUAUUCUUGAUCUUAAUGUAAAUCAGUUAUUAAUUGUUACACCAUUUUAUUUUAAUGUAUUUCGAUUUUACAAAAUUUUAUUUAACAAAUAUCCAAAUGUUAUUAUUUUUUUGGGAGUAAUUUUUAUAACAUUAGGUCCUCUUUUUUAUAUGAUGAUUGGACAAUUUUUUGAAAUAAAUGCAUUUUAUCUACCUAAAAUUGGAUGUGGUUAUCAAAUUUUUAGUAAUAUACCAUACUAUCAAAAUGUCAUGUAUUUCAAUGUAUUACUUGUUUUAUUCUUACCAUUUAUUUCAUUUAUUUUAAAUUAUAUAAUAUAUAAAAUUGCUAUUAAUAGAACGUCAAAAUCAAAUAAAGCAAGAAUAACACAAUACAAUUCUUUAUUUAAAGGAAUAGCAAUACAAAGUAUUUUUCCAUUUUUUUGCCAAGUUCCAGCUAUACUAUAUACAAUAUAUUUUACCAUAUCAAGAAAUAAUUUAGAUACUGUUGAAAUAAUAAUAAGUUUUAUUUAUUUUCCUGGACAAGAAUAUGAUGCUAAUAGAUUUUAA